Messenger RNA from Neoarius graeffei (lesser salmon catfish), 2164 nucleotides. RefSeq names its product unc-119 lipid binding chaperone B homolog 2 (gene unc119c). Lineage: Eukaryota; Metazoa; Chordata; Actinopteri; Siluriformes; Ariidae. The record is from RefSeq and is a predicted model, not a curated record. Gene Ontology annotation, cellular component: intercellular bridge; spindle pole; centrosome. Gene Ontology annotation, biological process: positive regulation of protein tyrosine kinase activity; negative regulation of clathrin-dependent endocytosis; nervous system development. The coding region runs from base 481 to 1272 and encodes 263 amino acids. Gene Ontology annotation, molecular function: lipid binding. The transcript has 7 exons.
ACCAGAGCGCCCGGGGAGCAGUCAGGGGUUCAGUACCUCGCUCAAGGGCACUUCAGCCUAAGGCCGCCCCACGUCAACCUACUGCAUGUCUUUGGACUGUGGGGGAAACCGGAGCACCCGGAGGAAACCCACGCGGACACGGGGAGAACAUGCAAACUCCACACAGAAAGGCCCUCGCCGGCCACGGGGCUCAAACCCGGACCUUCUUGCUGUGAGGCGACAGCUGCUGUAACUCACAGCCAGUUCCCACCCACCAGACAGCUCUCUCCAAUCACGUCACAGAUUCCAACCAGGGAGGGCGAAGGUUAUCGUGCCCUUCCUCCAACAGAUGUGAAACCAGCCUACUGCAUCUUUUGGAACUGCUGCUCAUACAGAGUUGGGGGCGGGGCAACAGACAUGGAGGAAAGCGCUAUCUACCCACUUCCAUGCAAGGUCCAGAGACGAGACACAACGCUGGGUGCAGUGACGGAGACAUGAGACAUGGACAGUGAGGAGGAGAAGGAGCGUGAGAUGUCUCCUGAGAGACAGGAGGAGAGCCAGGAGACAGAGGAUGAGGCUGGAGAUGUGAUGGGACAGAAGGAGGACAAAGAAGAUGAGGAGGACGAGGAGAGAGGAGACAUGAUGGGACAGAUGAAGGACAUGGAGGAGUGGAACGGGAUUCUUUUGGAUGGUGUUACUGAGAGGACCCGAGAAGACAGCAUGGUGGUGGUGGACUGGAAGCCUGGUGACCCCGUGACCCCUCAGUACGUCCUCACACUGGCGAGAUACACACAAGAUUAUCUUUGCUCUCCGGAGGACAACAUCUACAACAUCCGCUUCUCCCGCUUCAAAAUCCGAGACCUGGAGCACGGAUCCGUCAUCCUGGACCUGAAACGACACUGUCCAACAGAAAUUAAAGAUGUAGUGGAAACAGAAGCAGGACGUUUUAUUCAGUAUCAUUUCACACCUUCUUUUCUGAACCUGAGAGAAAUCGGAGCCACCCUGGAGUUUACAGUGGGCAGUAAAGCAGUGAACAAUUUCCGACUCAUUGAGAGACACUAUUUCAGAGAGCUGCUGCUGAAGACCUUUGACUUUGAGAUUGGCUUCUGCAUCCCAUACAGCAGGAACACCUGCGAGCACAUCUACAGCCUCCCGGACCUCGACACACACACCAUUGAGGAGAUGAUCGCUCACCCGUUCGAAACGCAGUCUGACAGUUUCUACUUCGCGAACAAUAAGCUGAUUAUGCACCACAAAGCUGAGUACUCCUUCAGCGAGACACGCAACGAGUGAUCAACCACCCUGUACUAUUCUUCCACUCUGUAAAAGAAAUUAAACAGUUUCCCAUUUUCAAGAAGGAUGUUUAUAAUGCCUUUAAUGUCUGACUGACUCGUGUUGGCUAGUAAAAUGCUAUAUAUCAGUGUUUUAAAGUCUCUGCAGAAAUACAGAAUCAUCACAGAAGUCCAUUAGGAUUACUGAAGUACCAUUAAUCUAGAAACUGUUAUUCUACCCAUGAGACAUGAGUCUUCUGAUCAUCUUUUAAACAUGAGGAUAUGAAGCCAGAUGGAAAACACAAAAUACAACCACUGACCAUAAAAUAUCACUGUAAUGAGAUCAGCAGUGAGAAAUUAUUAUUAAUGAGUGAAAGAAUGAUUUUAAGUGUUUUUAUUCUGCAUUAAAGUAGCUGGCUCACCCUUCCCAGAAGCCUCUGCAAUAAGGAGCGACUCGCCAUUUUUUUGAUGCCAUCGAUAUUCCACAACAACGUGGAGACAUCCGACACCAUAGAUCAUAAAUUAUAUCAUGAAAUUGAAGAUAUUUUAUCAAAAUAGUUAUAUUUAAAAUUAUUGCGACUGAUUCAUUCUGUUGUAAUGGACCAGAACCGGCCAUGAAGGAAAGAAGAUAUCAGGCAUACUGUGUUCAAAACCUUCAUGUAUGACAUUCAGAUGAAGGUUUUGAAAGGAUCACUAACAGUGAAUUUGUGGAGGUUUUACUGCAGCGUGCAUGCAGUGGCCUGUAUGUAAACAAAAACAACAAAUUGGAUUCUGGGAUGGAUGAGCUGGCCCCUUUAAAGAGAAGCUGGAAAAGAAAAAUAAUCUUUUUGUGUGUUUAGUAGAUGACUACUAUAUUGAACUAUAUUGACUAUAUUCCCAGUCAUAUAGUUACAGAACUUGGGCAAGUUCUCUGU